Messenger RNA from Lycium barbarum (goji berry), 4737 nucleotides. Its product is annotated as transcription termination factor MTEF18, mitochondrial. Gene Ontology annotation, biological process: regulation of DNA-templated transcription; chloroplast organization. Bases 232 to 1941 code for a protein of 569 amino acids. The transcript is spliced from 5 exons. Gene Ontology annotation, molecular function: double-stranded DNA binding. The record is from RefSeq and is a predicted model, not a curated record. Lineage: Eukaryota; Viridiplantae; Streptophyta; Magnoliopsida; Solanales; Solanaceae. Gene Ontology annotation, cellular component: chloroplast.
UUAUACUCCACUAUUCUGGAAAAGGGAAAACUACUCGACAGCAACAUCCAAAUACCAAAGUACAGGGAUGAUACUGCAACUUUUCCAAAAAACUCAAAACCCACAGAGCGAUCCCUCGUGCAGUUCAGUGCAAGAAAAGCCGUCAAACUCACCGGAAAAGUGAUCCAAUGUCCUCAUUCAACACUCACCGGAUGUAAACAUUUUUCUACACAUUCCCCAUAAGCACAAGAAAUGCUCUCCCGUUCUAAAACCCCAACACUUCAAUUCCUCUAUGUCACUCUCAAGCACGCUUUUUUCUCCACAAAUACACACCAAAAGGUUCCUAAUAUAUCAACACUUUCCAAGAUUCCAGCAAAAUAUAGACCUCAAGCCAUUUUACAAGCUCAAGAAGUACUCACUGAUUACUUCCAUAAUACUAGAUCUUUACCUUUUACUUUUGCUGAAUACAUUGGUAAAAAUUCAAGAUUUUCUCUUUUGGGUCUUGUUUCUAAAGUCCCAUUUUCUCGUAAUCGCUUUCCUAAUUCAAUUCAGAGGUUUUUAAGGUACCAUCCUAUUAAUGAAUUUGAGUUUUUCUUUGAAAGUAUUGGUGUAAAUUAUGUAGAGAUUAGUCCUAUGUUGCAUUUGAACAAAUGCUUCUUGUGUGAAGAUUCUAAAGUUUUUAAUGCUGCUUGUGCUCUUGCUUGUUUUGGUUUCCCUUGGAACAAAUUGGGUAUUUUGUUCAAAAGGGAAGUUUCUAUUUUUAGUAAAGAGCCUUGUGAAUUGAAAGAGAGGCUUUCACAUUUUGAACGAUACGGGUAUGGUAGUAUUGCUGUUAUUGGUAUUUGCCUAGCUUUCCCGCAUGUGCUCGGGGAAAGGAGUGAUUUUUUGGACGAAAUUGAUAUGCUGUUUGAUGAUUUGAAAAGGGUGUUUUUGGAUUUUAAUCUUGCAAGUUGUGUUGAAGGAAAUGUGGAUUCUUGGUUCGAGAUUUGUAGGAAAAUUGCAAUGUUUUAUGAAUUGGGUUGUGAGAAAGGGAAGAUUGGUGAAUUGAUGGGAAGAAAUAAAAGUAUUUUUGUUGAUUACUCUGAAGAGCUUUUGGCUCAAAAGAUUGGAUUUUUUCGUAGACUAGAUGUCAGAAAAGAAGAAGUUGGACUUUUAGUACUGUCGAAGCCUGAGAUUUUGAGUUUUGAUUUGGAAGUUCGUGUGAUUUCGACAGUAGGAUUUUUGAAACAUUUUGGGUUGGGUGUAAAUAAACUAAAAUUGACUGCCCAAACGUACCAAUACAUUAUGGGUAGAAAUAGAAUAGCUAAUGUACCUCAUAUUUUGAGAUCAUUGGAUCUAAGUGAAUGGUUCUUUGACAGACUAAAAAACGGUGGUCAUGGUCUCUUAUGUAGCUAUGUUAUUGGCAGUGUUGAAGUUGACGAAGAUUAUGCAGAGCAUUUGCAGAAAAUUCAGGCAUCCAGAACACCCGUUUAUACCCUUCGUAAAUUAGAUUUCUUGCAUGGGAUUGGCUUUGGAGAAAACAAGCUGACCAUGAAAGUAUUGUCCAAGUUGCAUGGGCCAGGUGUUGAGUUACAGGAACGGUUUGAUUGCCUACUUAAUGGUGGAGUUAACUUCUCGACACUCUGUAAAAUGCUUACAGUGGCCCCAAAAAUUCUGAACCAGAAAGCUGAAAUUCUUGAGCAAAAAAUAAAAUUUCUUUUCCAGGAUAUGGGGUUAUCUCAGGAGGAGCUUUGUGCUUUUCCAGCCUGUUUAUGUUAUGACUUGGAGAAGAGGAUAAUUCCCCGUUGCCAAUUCCAUAGGUGGCUUAGAGAACAGGAUUGGUGUCCGUAUGAAUAUUCACUUGCAAGCAUUGUUGCCACUAGUGAUAAAAUGUUUAUGGCUCGUAUCACUGACAUUCAUCCAGAUGCCCCUAAAAAGUGGUUUAAUAGUUUCUUGAAGGAAAAUCACUCAACAAGUUGCUAAGGUACACCAGAGCUCUCAUUGUUGGUCAAUCUUUUAGAUGGUUAUCAAAUGAAAAGAUCUUGACUUGUACAUCCUUGUUGUUUUAUGUUCUGGGUAGCUCAUUGUGAGAUAGAUUUUAAAAUUGUGUUUGCUUGUGAAUUAAACAAGAGAUGUAACUUCCAUUGUUGGCAUUAAUUAAUAAUAAAAAGGCAAAUAUUCCAUAUCUAUCAGAAGUUUGGUCAAUGUUGUCUUAACAACAACAACAUACCCAAUGGAAUCCCACAAUGUGGGGUCGGGUAGGGUAGAGUGUACGCAGACCUUCCACCCACCUUGAAAGGUAGGGAGGCUGUUUCCGAAAAUUCCACAAGUUUGGUCAAUGUUGUCUUCAAAGCGUAAAUUGGUGCCGUAAGUUUUGAACAAUCAGAAGCAGGCAUUGUUCAACGGCUAAAAAGUUGUUUUCUUGGUUUUUCAUUUGUUGAAAAUGAUACUCCUAAUAGUAUUUUGAUCAUGAAGGAAAGACGGUUUCAGUGCGAAAGGACUGAUAUUGAUGUCUUUUUGUGUAAUUGUGAUUAAAUGUGUACCAAAUCAGAUUUUGUCUAACUGGGAAGAAAUGUUACUUGUUAUGUAUCCAGUUGUAUCUUUUUUUUUUUUUUUUUUGAAACCGGUAACUGUUAUCCACUUGUAUCUGGAGAACAAUUGAGUGGGACUACGAUGAAUACAUUGAAAACUGCCUGCAGUUAAGUUGAUCUGCCCCUGCUCUUUGUUCAAGGCCAAGAAAUUGAAUCUAAAGAAACCAAAAUAGUCUCAAUGUUAUGUAAUAUUAAAUGACUCCUAGACUACAACAACAACAACAUACCCAGUAUAAUCCCACAAGUGGGGUCCGACUUUUUCCUGUGUUAUCCAGGUGAUUUUCGUUUCACACCAGCUCAAGCCGGCGGGGGCAAUUAAGUUUAAUUCCUAACAGAGAGCUUUGAAGAAACGGGUGAUUUUUUGGUUUCUAACUCUUAACGGGUGAUUUUUUUUGUUUCUAACUCUUACUCUUAUGCCCGUGCGUUAAUAAUAUUCUGUACGUUAGUGUGGUGAUAACAGUCAUAGUAUCUUGACAGCUUGGCUCACUACAUUUGAUCUAUUUAAAUUUUAAACUAUAACUAACUAUUAGAUCACACAUUUAACGCUGUUUAGCACCAAACUCUGUCUGAAGGAUUAAAUUCAUGAUUACGAGUUGUGGACAGGGAGUAAGAAAGGUAGCAAAUUCACUUUGCCCAAUCAAUUCAUUUUCAUUUAUAGUGACUUGUCAAAUUUUAGCAUCCUGUAUCAUGAAUAUUAUUUCUCUAGCAUAAUUGUGAAUAUAGUGAGAGUUACAGUCCCUUGGGGGAAAUCUGAUAAAAUAAGUGAAAGUUACUACCUAGUGUCCAAGAAUCAAUAGUCACACUUAACACCCUCUUGAAUAUUUAAAGAUGUCGAUAACGAAAAAGAGGCUCAAUGGACAUGGCAUGCACCGGUCGUUUACUUCCUUUACUUCCACAUAUUGGAGAUAUAUUCUCCAUUUUUUUUUUCCGUUUUUGUAGUUUGGUUCUGUUGUAGGUUGAACCUUAGUACAUCUAUGUUUUCCACAUCACUAAUCACUCUAUUGCUGCUAGAAGUGUCAUUCACUGGUUGAAGUUGAAACUGGAAAAGAAUAACUUUGAGGUUUUAUCUCGCUUACUGUAUUCCUUUCUUUUUGAUUUGUUUGGUUCUGAUGACAACUACAUCCAAAUUGAAAUACUGUUAUUAUUAUAAGUUUGUAACAUCUCGUUCAGUGUAGACUUUGGAGAAUUAUUUGCAAACAAUCGUGUGCACUGAGUGUUUGCAUCUUCUGUUUCUGCUGGAGACAUUGAAGUAAUAGUAGAUUAUUUAUGCGAUGUUUACAACUGGAAUUUAUGUUGUUUUCAAUAAAAACAUUGAUUUUAUGUACUAUUCAAGUGUGUUCACUGCUUCGGUAUAAGUGCUCAUGCACAUUGAUGGACAAACACUCAUUUACACUAUUAAUAAGUGAAGGUUGCUUGGCAUGAUGAAGGGUAUAGUCGUAAUUAUUCGUUGUUUUAUGGCUUAAUUAUUAACUGCCGUUUAACCUUGAAUGGCGAACACGUGUUUUCCUUGCUAGAAUUUGCAGACAUGUCUUCCUUGCUUUUCUCUUUUCUCCAUUCUCCUCUUGUAACUUGCAAGUCUCAGAGCUUCAACUGACUGCCAAGUCAUGCAGCAAGGGAAUCGCUGUAACCUUUUCCUGGAUUCAAUUGAGAACAAGGGAAACAAGAAAUUAAAAGUGCUCUCACCGAUUCUCCAGGAUAAUUCCGGUGAAGAUUGGUUGGACGGAUCCAGAGUAUACAGGUGUUCUCUGUUGCAUCUAAAGGCUUGUCAGGGUGAAGAGAAUUUUAUAAAGUCGAGCGUCUUCAUGUCCCAAAAGAGGAGAGGGGAGAAGAGAAGAAUGUGAAAGGAAAAGGAAAGUGAAAUGGUCAUACUGGUUGUUCUAGUUAUAUGAUUUAACUCAAAGCUAUGAAGGGAAGUCAAGCUGACAUAAACAGCCAUUCCAUUUUCCAUUCUCAGGCUUCCACUGUUAGCAACAUUCUAUACUUGGGUAAAAAAGUAACUUCCUUUUCCUCAUCAAAAGGAAGAAUAGCAAGAGAGAUAAUUGGUGCAUUAUGAGUUUUGAGAUCAAUAAUGCUCAAACAAACAUUUUAUCUAUUCUGAUGUGAUUACAAGGAUUUAAUAUGGAAAACUCAUUGUAACAUGAUGCAGAGAAUGCUCUAAUAUGAAAAACUGCAGCUCUUAAUUAUUUUA